ACAACCGCACCCAGAUCAUGCGAAAGAUUUGACGCAGGGCCUCAUUAUCCCCUCUCUGACCCUACCUGCUGCUCUCCGCAGGCCAACUCCUUAUGGGAAGACGUUGGGCGAUGUGAGGCUCUUAGUGUGGGGACAUGGCGCGGAAGGCGAAGGCUCGUUGAGCGGUAUGCUUCUUGAAGAUAACGAGGAUAUCGUGGAAGUCGGUGCUUGGGAGGAGACGAAGGAGGGCGCUGUCCUUCGAGCGUCGACUGACUGGAUCGAGCAUCGCGAUGCUCAUGGGCUAGAGAAGUUUGAACCUGCCCGGAAUGUGGAAAUAAUGAAAUUACCUGAACAUGCUCAUGACGAUAACGCUCUAACGAUUUCGCAAUCUGUACUCUCGAUCAUCCAGUCGCCAUUCCACGUUGUAUCAGAUAUCAUCGAUCCUCAAUGUCCGCCAUCGGCAGUGUUAACCAACCUCCUUGCUUCGCCUUAUAGUCCCCUGUAUACUGCUCUAAUCUUUAUAACUACUUCAGUGCCAUCACCCGCGGAGUACAAGUUACUCGACGCUCUCGCCCUUCACAUACCUAUGAUCGUACUUCCAGAACUGUCCGAUAAUGAUCAUCAUUCUGGUCGACUACAUUUAUCGAGUUUCUGUCCGCGUUCUGGUGUAGCCUUGCGCUCUGGACUUUUCCGCUCGCCAGAAACGAUAUCGAUGCUCCGCUUUGAAGCUGCCGAGAGAUUUCUCAGGUGGAGAGAGGUCGAGCGCGAGGUUAAGAACAUCGCUCAGUCCCGCAAAGACGUGUUUGGUCCCGCUGUCAAACCAAAGAGCGAGGAACCUGUGUGGGAUAAAGCAGAGUGGGAAGCCCAAUGGGAUCACACUCUUUCGAAGGACGUGACGAGGCGGCUGCGAGAGGACACGAUCACGGCUCGUCCUGUUAUCUCCAUGCCUUGCAUGAGUUCACUACACUUUCCGUCCUUGUUUUUGUUCUCCCUUUCGCUGCUAGAGCCUGCUCGCGAUCGCUUGGGAAGAUCAGUCUCGACUUUCGUUGGCAAAGUUGCCAACUGUCACCUUGGCUUGGCUAUGGUGGGAAGCUUAUGUGUAGGUAUAGGGAUCGGGUUCUUAUUGAAAUGAUCUUGGAGGUUUUCUUCUUCUGCCCAGUCUUGCUAAAUGGGCAAGGAACAGUUGCUUUCAGGGAGUUGUGUGUGUGUAUGGAAACGAAACUAGUCGCAUAUUGGUAAAAAAAAGUUCAUCACCUGUGCACGCUCAUUAUCUACAGUGUUUGUCGCUUUUAACAAGUUGUAUCCCAUAGUUGUAUCCAUCUUUCAUCCAGAGUAUAGCACAGAAUUAUAUUUUGUCUGUUCCCAAACGUU
Molecule: messenger RNA, 1350 nt
Organism: Serpula lacrymans var. lacrymans S7.9
Lineage: Eukaryota; Fungi; Basidiomycota; Agaricomycetes; Boletales; Serpulaceae
Exons: 4
Coding region: 167-1111 (314 amino acids)
Source: RefSeq, a predicted model, not a curated record